Mauremys mutica (yellowpond turtle) is the source of this 2117-nucleotide messenger RNA. It is a transcript of the gene CDO1, whose product is annotated as cysteine dioxygenase type 1. Bases 708 to 1391 code for a protein of 227 amino acids. Gene Ontology annotation, molecular function: cysteine dioxygenase activity; ferrous iron binding. The record is from RefSeq and is a predicted model, not a curated record. NCBI's taxonomy places the organism in Eukaryota, Metazoa, Chordata, Testudines, Geoemydidae. The transcript has 6 exons. Gene Ontology annotation, biological process: L-cysteine catabolic process.
GGUUAAGUAACUGCUAUCAUCUUGGGAAGAGGAGUCCCCUAUUAAGGGACAGGUGGAGAGGCUGAACUGGGUUGGUGAUAUGCUGUGGGGAGAAAGGGGGUCAUUCUGAAGCUGUGUUGUGUGAGAAGGAGGGAUAUUUCAGUACUGCAUGAGAUGCAGCAGUGCAAACCUUUGAGAUAGAUAGUAUGGUGAGGGAUACUUUACUCCUACACUAAACAGACAGAUUAGAUGGAUUAGAGUGGGGGCAAUUCAUGACUUAUUUUUAAUGUCCCUGCUUUUUCCCUUGAGCAUGCAAGGCUAGGGCUUUCUAGCUGCUACAGAGUCUAGCACUUAAAGAAGAGAUUCAAAUGCACUUUAAAAAACGUCUGGGAGUGGGGCAAAACAUUAGAGUGAAGAAAUGCCACCUUCCCACACUAAAGGAGGGGGGACUCUAAGAAGCCACACCUGAACUCUUUGUCAGGCGUGGGGGAGGAGGUUCUUUCUGUUAGCACAACCCAGGAUCCCAUAGCCCACUAACCAGUUUUGUGAACUUCCCUCCCACCCUCCUUGGGUAAUUGGUACAUUCCCACUGUAACUUCAGGAGCAUAAAUAGAGGCAGCAGCAAGCUGCGGGAAAAAUUGUUUGCUAGGUAGGGGAAGGUGAAUCUGUUUGCUUGUCCAAGCACAAGCAGUUUUGCUGCUUGCAGCUGGUCGUGUGGAAGGUGUAUCAUGGAGCAGCUGGUGCAAACAGAAGUGUGGAAAGCGCAGACUUUACAGGAACUGAUCCAGAUCCUGCAUCGCUUAUUUUCUGGUGAUAAAGUCAGUGUAGAAGAAGUACAAGCCUUAAUGGAAUCGUAUGAGAGCAACCCUGUGGAGUGGAUGAAAUAUGCCCAAUUUGAUCAAUACAGGUACACAAGAAAUCUUGUGGAUAAAGGAAAUGGAAAGUUCAACUUGAUGAUCUUAUGCUGGGGUGAAGGACAUGGCAGCAGUAUUCAUGAUCACACUGACUCACAUUGCUUUAUGAAGAUCCUUCAGGGGAAUCUAAAAGAGACUCUGUUUGAGUGGCCUGGGAAAAAAGGGACUGGAGCGAUGACUAAGAAAUCAGAACGAGUUUUGGAGGAAAAUCAAUGUGCCUAUAUCAACGAAAAACAAAUCUUCCAUUCAACGUCUUCAGAACACCAGGAAAGAAAGUAUCAUUUGGGGAUGGCAGCUGACUCCAUUGGCCUGCACCGUGUGGAGAACACAAGCCACACAGAGUCUGCUGUUAGUCUGCACUUGUACAGCCCGCCCUUUGACAGCUGUAACACCUUUGAUCAAAGAACUGGACACAAGCAUAACGUCAAAAUGACAUUCUAUAGUCAGUUUGGAGAAAGGACUCCGGGUGCAACAGUAGUGUCACAAGAGAACAACUGAGAAGCACCCGAAUGAAUAUGUUAAGGCCUGCUGAAUGUUUGACCAGGGACAGAAGAAGUGUAUAGCUGAUGCUAGCUACAGCUGAAUAACCAGUACAUAGAAAUACAGUAGGGAGGCUUCCUGGCAAUAUAUAGUUAUGUUGAAUGAAUAUGGGACUCUAAGGUGACUAGUGCUAUAAGCUGCUGCAGGGGUUAGAUGCCUUUACAUAGGCUGUUGUAAAGUCAGAAUCAAGUACCUUGUUUUUCUGAUCCUAGCCUCUUUUAAAUUCCACUUUUUAAUCUGGAAUAUCAGUAGUAGGCUUUUUAAACACCAUUUGACACUAUUUAUAGGUCUUUUUAUAUGGUAUAUGUGCUCAGUGUAUUUAGUAAUGUAAACUUUGUAGCCUCAAGUCACCAUUUGUAAUGUAUUGGAUACUAGUAACAGCCGUUGUCUCUUUUUUUUUUUUUAUUAAGCCUUUUAUGUUUUAAUGCUCUGGAACAUUUUGGUAAUUGUGCAUUUUUUAUUUUAUUUUUUAAAAAUCUCAUUUGUCAGAUCUGUUUUUAAACAGGAGCAAUAAUGCGCUUCAUGUACAAUGAUGUUUGAAAAGUUAACUCAGUUGGGCAAAGGUCUAGGUUUUUAACCAGACUAAUUAUGUUUAGUAUGGCUAAUAUCCAGUUUCCAGAGUUCUGUUGUGUAGCUACUGAAUGCCUUUAGGGUAACCUAAAUAAAACUGGAUUUGAGCACAAA